Messenger RNA from Xenopus tropicalis (tropical clawed frog), 5809 nucleotides. It is a transcript of the gene col9a2, whose product is annotated as collagen, type IX, alpha 2. NCBI's taxonomy places the organism in Eukaryota, Metazoa, Chordata, Amphibia, Anura, Pipidae. The record is from RefSeq and is marked provisional.
CAAAGAGUUGCUUCCAACAGUCUCCUGUAUUUGGGGUCUGGUAACACAGGGAUCGCUGGUGCUCCUGCUUGGCUGCAGGAUUUUACUGCAGCCAAAGUUUGGCUUUUUCUCCCAGUUCCUCCUCCCUUCUAUAAGGUCCUCUGGUAAGACGAAUCUAAAAUCAUGGUCAGCUCCUGGGUCAGCCUCCGAUUCUCUGUGAUACUUCACCUCGUCUGCCUGUCUCUGGCACAGUUUACUGGUCCACCAGGAGAGCCAGGUCCUCGUGGCCCUCCAGGCCCAUCAGGAAUUCCAGGAUCAGAUGGCAUUGAUGGUGAUCGAGGGCCUCCAGGGAUUGGACCAGUGGGUGCUAAAGGCGAUCCUGGCCCUCCUGGACCAGACGGACCUCCUGGUGAACCUGGUAUUGAUGGUCUGAUAGGAGCUAAAGGAGAUCCAGGCCCUGCAGGGCGUCCAGGCUCAAAAGGACAGCCUGGGCUACCUGGACCAUCAGGAAAGACAGGUCCUGGAAUUGCUGGACUUCCAGGUAACCCUGGACCAGUUGGUCUUCCUGGAGAAAUAGGAGCUACAGGCCCCAAGGGCAUACGUGGACAAUCUGGACCUGCAGGGCCCCCAGGACCACCUGGUAAACCAGGACCUUCAGGAAACAUCCAGGGCUUGGAAGGCAGUGCAGAUUUCCUGUGUCCUUCAAAUUGCCCAGCAGGACCUAAAGGACCACAAGGACUGCAGGGGGUAAAGGGACAUAAGGGUCGUCCAGGACCAUUGGGAGAAUCAGGAUUACAAGGGGCCCCGGGUCAAAAGGGAGAUGUUGGGAUUUCUGGAGAGCAAGGAAUUCCAGGACCACCGGGCCCUCAGGGAAUCCGUGGCUUCCCAGGAUUGGAAGGACCUAAGGGUGAAACUGGCCCCGUUGGAUAUAAAGGAAUGAUUGGAUCAGUUGGAGCCGCAGGAAAGCCAGGUGAAGAGGGUCCUAAAGGGCCUCCUGGACCCCCAGGUGAAAAAGGAGACAGGGGAGCUCGUGGUGUCAUUGGACAGAUUGGAGGCAUGGGACCAAAAGGCACCAAUGGCCUUCCUGGAAUUGAUGGAAAAGAUGGCACCCCAGGCCUUGCUGGACUGAAGGGUAGCCCUGGUCAAAAUGGAAUGCCUGGUGGUCCCGGUCACCAAGGAUUAGCUGGUUUGCCUGGUCAACCUGGAACUAAGGGUGCUCUUGGUGAAAAGGGUGAGCCCGGCUCUCGGGGAGAGCCAGGAUUUACAGGUGCACCUGGAAAGCAGGGAGAAAGAGGACCCCCUGGAGAAGCUGGCCCCAGAGGAAUUGCAGGUGCCAAGGGAGAUCGUGGAGAGAGGGGACCAGUUGGACCAGUUGGACUUCAAGGGAAAGUUGGCACAAAGGGUGAACAGGGCCCUCCUGGUGUCCCAGGUCCCCAGGGUCUUCCUGGAGUAAAAGGGAGCAAGGGUUUCCCCGGAAAAGUUGGAACAAAAGGAGAUGUGGGAGAUCCAGGAGUUGAAGGAUUGGCCGGUGACAAGGGUGAGAAGGGUGAAUCUGGAGAACCAGGACCUAAAGGACAGCAAGGUGUGCAUGGAGAACUGGGUUACAACGGACCAACUGGAGACCCAGGUAUGCCUGGAGUACAAGGCCUUCCUGGGUCACCAGGGCCAAGAGGACUUAAUGGAGAGAGAGGUGUUCCAGGGAUGCCAGGAAAUCAAGGAGUGCCGGGCCGGGAUACUAGUGACCAACACAUUGUAGAAGUGGUUUUGAAAAUGUUGCAAGAAAAUCUUGCAGCUGUUGCUGUCAGUGCCAAGCGUGCAGCCCUUGGUGGAGCUGGUAUCAUGGGACCCCCUGGACCACCUGGCCCCCCAGGACCACCAGGAGAACAAGGACCUCAUGGACACGUUGGUCCACGUGGUAUUCCAGGCAUUGUGGGUGUAAUGGGUCAGGUUGGAAACACAGGACCCAAAGGCAAGAGGGGAGAAAAAGGUGAUCGGGGAGAGACAGGACGUGGGCACCAAGGUUUACCUGGACCUCCUGGAAUUCCAGGUCUUCCUGGCAUUCCCGGUCACUCUAUUGAUGGAAAAGAUGGUGAGAGAGGUCCACAAGGGGCAGCAGGAGAGCCUGGAAGACCUGGGCUCCCUGGACCAGCAGGUCUCCCAGGGUUCUGCGAGGCAGCGGCAUGUUUGGCAGCCUCUGCUUAUGCUCCAGCAUCUCUGACUGAACCAGGCACCAUUAAGGGUUAAGGAAUCCACUUUCCCCAUUACAUUCUCUGAAAGGACCUUGGAGACAAACUGAGAAUAUCAUGGGAAUAAACCUGUACUUACCACAGGGACUAGUUCUCCAAAUACACCAUGCUUCCCCAACAUGGUCCUUUUCAUAUACAAGGGGUUUGCAGGACCUAAAAAAAAAAAAAGCUCUGGCAUGGCCAUGGGAGGAAGCAAGAGCAAGAGGUUCUGAAGUUUCCAGUGAAACACUCUGUCACCACAUGCCAUUUUACUCUUCUCCACAUUUUUUUGGUUUUCAUGGCCCACCUCUUAAUUCUCUUUCCAUUGGGAAGAUGUACCCAGAUUAGUGACAACAGGGAAUCACCUACUGGCUGCCUGCAAAGGUGGGGUAAACUACCAAGACCAACUUACAUGUCUGAUACCAAGCAAUACUGUGUGUUUUCCCUGAAGAGCAGGAAAAGUGUUUAUGAAGCUCUUCAGCAAUUAUGGCUUCUUCCUUCACUUGUAGGAAACAGCAAGAAAUAAAUAGUAAUGUGUUUUAUGUGUCAUGCUGAUGUAUAAUAUUAAUAUACUCCUACUCCAGCUGGACAGAUCAGGGUAGAAAUAUAUCAAAUUAUACAUUGUGGUGAUCUAGGACAUGCAGACUGACUGAACGUGGGGUCCAGUACAGCCCAAAAUACAAUAGUAAAAACGGUUAUGGUAUUUUGUGUUUUUUUGUACAAAGUUUUGGCAUUAAAGGCCUCUAUUUAUGUUACAAUCAAAAGGUGCAUUCUAAAUUAAAUACAUUGCUACAAAAAGGUCCCUACAUUUUCAACAUUAAAACAUCUACUUGAUAAAUAUUCAGUUUAAUACCACAGGAUUAUAUUGUCUGUUUAAUAUACCUUAAGCAGAAAGAUAAGAACAUUGUUUCUUUGCAUACCUGGAUUUGCACAAGAGUGGAAGGUGCCAUAUUGCUUGCCUGUACACAUCAAUAGAACAGCACAAUCUAAUUUGACCACUAGGUCCUGCUGUUCAAUGCCAAUGAAGAAUACUUUCACUGAGGCUAGCAUAUUUUAUGCCCAUAUAAUUGGCCAAACACAGAUCAAUGAGGCCUUUUUAAGGUAAAUGUUUGUCUGUGUAAAUUGUAUGUGUGUCUGCUGUUGUGUGUGAAUAAAAUGUAGCCCUUUUAUGUAUCUUUAUCAACUGUCUAUGUGUUCUAGGUAUGUGUGCAUGGUGUGUAUGCCAUUGUUAGAUGCAGCUUGUUACUGUGAAAGGCAUGUAUGAUUAUUGAUGAAGCAGGGAUGUAUUAUCUCUGUGUUACAUGUAGCAUUAUCAGUAUGAAAGAUGACACUUUCGUGUUUGUGUAAUGUUGUGUUUCCCUCCUAUUUCUGUAAAAAGUAAGUGUCUCUUUCUUUUUUUCUGGCUACUUGUUGUCCUUUCAUCUAUAAAUGUGGAAACUGCAUGUUGCCUCAUUUCUGUUCAGCGUGUGACCAGGGCAGAUAUCAAAUGGAUAAAGAGGUACAAUUAUCAUCCAUCUAGGGGGUCUGAAAAUGGCAUUUAAUGCCAUCUAUUAAAAGCACCUACAUAUGUUGCAGAGUUUAACCUGGCAAUAAUCCCACAACAUUGAAUGAGAAUUUCAUCAGUUCGCGAUCAAAAUGUGUGAUCCUUUGGUAGAUGCUUCACUUCAGUGACUUGGCUAAUCAAACUCUAUGGUAAUGCCACAGUUGGUCAGCUAAAGCAAAAUACAGAUAGAGCAAUGACAAUAUACAGUAUGGGGUAUAUAUGGUCAUUGGCCAACCCAAAUCUACAGAGGCCUGCACUUCCUUGUAAUUAUUCAACUAGCCAGCUAGUGAAUUGAUUGUCCAGACAGUCUUUGGGUCAGUCUGUUAAAAUACAUACAAUUGGGCCAUGUAUGUGGAUGGUCACGUUGUACAAAUAUCUUGAGAGACUGACCAAAGCCCUGUUGGCCAUUUAUGCUAUAAGUUGACCUGUGUGAACAUUAUUAUCCUGAAUUCUAGAGAGCCACAUUAAAAGGAUAGAGGUACUCCUCACAUAAGUUAGUUCCAGAUGUGUUUUUCUUUGUAUACAUGAUAAAUUGUCUACCAUGCUUUUUGCAUUUGGUGUGUGUGCCCCUGUACAUGGGACUUACUGUCCUGUCCCAGUCCUCUGUGGCCAUUGUUUUCUUUAAGACAUCAAUACAUUUCUGUCAUAUUUCUGACUAAAGCAUUUGGGGGCUCCUUUACAUAUCAGUAGCAAAUGAGCCCAUUUUUAAUUUUAAUAUAUGGCCAUACACUGGGCAAUCUUAAAGAAGAACUAAAGCCUAAAAAUGGACAUAGCUAGAAAUGCUGUAUUUUACAUACUGAACUUACUGUACCAACAUAGACAUUCAGAAGCCCUGUCAUGGUAAUGAUCCAGGCCUUUAGAGUUAUUUACAGUAGCUCACCAGAUGGAGAGCUACUGGCGGAAUAAUCUGAGCCACAGAUCUUCACUGCUAAAGGACUGUGGUUUAAUUAGUAUAGUAAAGUAGGCAAAAUCACAAAGUGUUGCAUUUCUAGACUAUCUCUUUGUUAAGCUUUAGUUAUCUUUUAAAGGUAUCUGUCUGAUCGGCCCAUCCACAUAUUAUAACAUGUUUCCAUACAUGGGGUUGCCAAUAUUCUAUUGUUAAGAGGAGCUGAGACAAAAAAGGCUACAUAUGACAUUUUCAGUUUGGGCAGAUCAGCUGCAAUCCAAUAGGAUGGCCACUCGUAACUGAUCAAUGAGGUGACAUGCAUGCCCAGACAGUCAGGCAGUAUGGUUGAAAUUAACCAAACUGCAUGACCAAAUCUCAUUGCAUAUUGAAAGUCAGUGCUGUAUGUUUCCUUUAUGUUUAUGUAAAAGGUGUCUACAUUUGUCUGUGCCUAUAUGUUUAAAUGGUGCUAAAUAUAACUUGUGUCUGUGUAUAUGUUCAGGUCUGAGUCAAUUGCUCUUCACAUCACUGGUUUAAUGCUGAGAAAUAUGACAUUUCUCUGCAUCUAAAGCAUUACCGCUUCUGGGAAGAUGCUAGGUAUUCUUUGUGACUGUUACAAGUUGUUUAUUGUUACUGUAGAUUAACAUCAUGUAUUUAUGAUACAUAUAGGUACAUGUUGUGUUGUCUCCCUUGGAAGCAGUUAAGAGGUGUGAUUGGUAGAUGUAAACAGGGAGGUGAGAGGAGCAAGGUUAUUUCAAGUAAUUCAUGCCCUUGGUAUUAGGAGAUGGCAAGUGGUGAAUGAUAUUUUUCACUAGUAACAAGUUAGCAGUUUUGCAGACAGGAAUCAAUUAUUGUGGAAAAAUGCACAUUAUGCAAAUUUACCUCAAUUUAGUCUCCAUGUAGUAAUUUAAAUACAUUGUGAUUUAGAUGUUUCUGGCAAUAUUUUUGGUUUGUUAAAUUGUAAUUUAAGUAUGUUUGUAUUUUUUACAAGCCAAAAUGCUUAGUUUUUCCAUAUUUAUGGUAAUGUCCAACAACCCCAUUGAGCAGCACUGCCAAGACCCUCCUGCAGAACCAGUUCAUGUUCGUCCCCAUGUAAAACUUUGUAAAUGAUUAUUUUUAAAUAAGUACAAAAAAAGACUUUUUGAGUAAAUUGGAAUAAUAAAGAAGAGUUGGGGUGUA